This is a messenger RNA of Brugia malayi, 168 nucleotides long. RefSeq lists its product as uncharacterized. The transcript is spliced from 2 exons. The record is from RefSeq and is a predicted model, not a curated record. Bases 1 to 168 code for a protein of 55 amino acids. NCBI's taxonomy places the organism in Eukaryota, Metazoa, Nematoda, Chromadorea, Rhabditida, Onchocercidae.
AUGGGCAAAGAGAAACAAAACUUCACACUUUAUGCAAAAAAACGCUUUAUAAAAACUUUGCUCGAAUAUCAAUUAAAAAAUACUCAUAAGAGGCAUUAUUUGCGGCGAAUGGCGUUAUAUAAAUACAAAAACACGCCUUGCUUCCUCGAGAAGUUAUGUUUUCAUUAA